Messenger RNA from Scleropages formosus (Asian bonytongue), 1167 nucleotides. Its product is annotated as methionine-R-sulfoxide reductase B3-like. Lineage: Eukaryota; Metazoa; Chordata; Actinopteri; Osteoglossiformes; Osteoglossidae. Bases 331 to 879 code for a protein of 182 amino acids. Gene Ontology annotation, biological process: protein repair; response to oxidative stress. The transcript has 7 exons. Gene Ontology annotation, molecular function: peptide-methionine (R)-S-oxide reductase activity. The record is from RefSeq and is a predicted model, not a curated record. Gene Ontology annotation, cellular component: cytoplasm.
GUUGCGUCUUCUCGCGGCCGAAGUGUUCGAGAGCCUUCGCUGCGCCUGUCGCCUUGCAAGUGUCGCGCUCUGACGUCAGCGGCUCCAGAGGCGCCUGUCCACCACUGCACUGUGCUGCACUGGACUGGACUCCGGACUGGACUCCACUGUCCACUUACUGCGCUAGUCGGCCCUCCACUGGACCGCACUGUCCACCGCUGCGCUGCAUUGGACACCUCUGGUCCUCAUUCCCCCACUGGACCUCACUGGUUACCUCUGCACCGCUUCAGACUCCGCCGAACUGCACCGGACGGCACUGCGGGGACCGGCGGCAGCGCUGCUGUGACACCCAUGGCUGCUCUACUCCCGGCUCUGGGCUGCGCGCCUCUGCGUCUGCUCGUGAGGCGCACUGUGAGGACUUGGCAGCUCCAGGCCCCUGGCUUUGGACUUUCUGCGCAUCUUCUAGGCAAGGGCAGGAGUGGCUGGCCACUGGAGUUUUCGCAGGAGGAGCUGCGGCAGCGUCUCACCCCCAUGCAGUUCCAUGUGACCCAGGAGGCUGGCACUGAGAGGCCCUUUGAGGGGGAGUUCACUGAUCACAAGGAGGAGGGGACCUAUACAUGUGUUGUGUGUAGGUCGCCUUUGUUCAGCUCUGAUAAGAAGUUUGACUCCCGUUCAGGAUGGCCCUCGUUCUUUGAUCUGCUCAAUGAGGAUUCUAUCACUUUAACACCAGACUCAUCGUACGGUAUGCACAGAGUGGAGACCAGCUGUAGUCAGUGUGGUGCCCACCUUGGACACGUGUUUGAUGAUGGCCCUCGGCCAACGGGGAAGCGCUACUGCAUCAACUCUGCCGCUUUAUCCUUCUGUCCCAAAGAUGGGAGAGAAGCACCUGGGAAGGAGUAGCUCAGAAGACAGCCCAGCAUUUCCACUGCAGCUGCUAGACCACAUUCUAGAAAUGCUUUCGCUGCCCUUUCCAGUCUGCCAUGAAAAAUAAGACUAGCAUAUUUAGUCCAAUGUGAUUCAACAGUCUGAGAAACUGGCUGCGUGACACAUAUUUGGAUAAAAAUUAGAUAUUUGGUGCAACGUGGUUCCGUGAAUAAACGUUACCUUCAAGACCUUUGAAAAAGUCAAAAUGCAGACCUGCACUUUUGAACAUGAACUGUGGACCAGGGUCAGAAUUCUGGUCAAACU